Messenger RNA from Staurois parvus, 386 nucleotides. NCBI's taxonomy places the organism in Eukaryota, Metazoa, Chordata, Amphibia, Anura, Ranidae. The record is from the annotation of a GenBank genome assembly.
UACUGUGUGAGCUGCGAUUGGUCACAGCGCGUCACAUGGUACAAGGCUGUUGUGAAUAGCCCUGUACCAUGUGACCUCUGUGAUCAUUCACAGAUUUCACACGUAGUAAGCAAUGAUGUCAGAAGUGACAUCUUGCUUACUACUCUGCAUGUGAUCACUGAUUGGCCAAUCAGUGAUCACAUGAUCAGGACCUCGUACAGAGGUCCCGUAUGACGAUCGGUGUUCCACUGUGUCCGGACCCGGGAGCGCGCACAAGCAGGGGUGUCGCGCGCUCCCAGGGAGCGUGCACAGGCUGUGAAUGCGGGGGCCGUUUAUAAACGGCCACCCACUCCUGCACUGCUCCCGUCCGGCCGUUUAUGUACAUGGGCCGGACGGGAAGUGGUUAA